Akanthomyces muscarius is the source of this 1158-nucleotide messenger RNA. RefSeq lists its product as uncharacterized. Gene Ontology annotation, biological process: regulation of DNA-templated transcription. The coding region runs from base 1 to 1158 and encodes 385 amino acids. Gene Ontology annotation, molecular function: zinc ion binding; DNA-binding transcription factor activity, RNA polymerase II-specific. Lineage: Eukaryota; Fungi; Ascomycota; Sordariomycetes; Hypocreales; Cordycipitaceae. The transcript is spliced from 3 exons. The record is from RefSeq and is a predicted model, not a curated record.
AUGCUUUCAAAAGAACAGAAACGGCUUUCUCUCCCGACUGGAGUUGUACCGAGCAGACACUUUCACGGACUUCUCAUGACAAGUUUCGCUCUUCCAGAGCGUCCCAAGAGCCGACGCGCGAAAUACCCCAAGGUUCGCACAGGCUGCGUUUCCUGUAAGAGGCGACACGUCAAAUGCGACGAGGCAAAGCCCAACUGCAACCGCUGCCUCAAGUUGUCCGGCGUGUGCGGUGGUUAUGCGCCGCUACGCAGCAAGUCCUGUUCUCCAAAAAUUACCGCCGAGUCUCGUGCAGAAGACCUAUCCAUAUUGGAAUUGACUCAUACCACCCACGAGAUUACGAGUCCCGAGAUCACUACCCCUGAAGGUGGUGUCAUGACUCCUUCGACCGCUGCAAUGAAGCUGGCCACGCCACCCUUUCUGCACGCCAAGCUAGCCGUCGACUACUUUAGCGAGCAGCAAGGCAUGAUUGGCGGCGGCGACAGCGUUUUCGAAAGAUCUUCCACGUCUUAUUUAUGUCAUGACAGUGCCCCUGUCGUUGACGACGUUGGCGAGAUAGGUAUUCUCGACGGCCCGUUUUGGACGGAUACCGUGCCACGCCUAGUGCGCGAGAAUCUCGCAAUCCGCUAUGCCAAUCUGGCUAUACAUACUCUCAUCAUUUCAAAACAGCCCGAGCUCACUCUCCAGGAGGUGUCCGACUUAGGAACAAACCACUACAGCCUUGCUUUAGUGCAUUACGGCGUUGCCCUCAAGGAAAUGAGAAACGCGAACCCAAUGUGCGACGGCAUUCGCGCUGCGGUGCUUUGCUCCAUGUUCUUUGUCAUCUUUGAAGCUUUAAACGGCGACAGAGAAGCUGCAGAGUCGCAUCUCCUUUGCGGACAGCGACUGCUCAACGAGCUCCAGCAUCUGCUCCCCUCCGGCAUCGCCGCUUCGAGCGCUGGUAGCCUUCGCAAGGAGCUGCGGAAUCUUCUGCAUUACAUCACAAUGCAAAUGAGCAUCUGUGGUGCGACGUUCUGGAAAAUUGAGUGUGAUGCGCUAUGCGCGGAGUACCUAGGAGAGUUUGCCGUGGACAAGCCGCAUGAUAUGUCGCCCAAAAACGGCACGCUCGACGGCCUUGAUUUCAUGGGUUGGCCAAAGGAUAGCACCACGAGGCUUGUUUAG